This is a messenger RNA of Serendipita indica DSM 11827, 3120 nucleotides long. NCBI's taxonomy places the organism in Eukaryota, Fungi, Basidiomycota, Agaricomycetes, Sebacinales, Serendipitaceae. The record is from the annotation of a GenBank genome assembly.
AUGCCCGCCAGGGAUCCCGCCAAUUCUCCCCGCCCGCUCAAGCAAGUGGCGAGCAGCGGCUCGUCGUCUCCAAACAGCGUACCCCAGUCGCCAAUUGUACACUGGAAAUCCUUUACUUCGCGCAUGCAGGAUCAUCACCCUCACAUGGAGCCCUCCUCGAGCGUGAUCAUCCCAGAAAAUUCGGGGAGCCACUCGUCACACAGGAUCCUCAACCUUCCAGGAAGUUACACCCGUGGAAUGACCUUUCCCUUGACUGCCCAGCCAAUAGACGCAAAUACGACGGCCGAACCGGACUACUUUUCUUCCCCUGCCAUCCCCUCUUCUCAUCCGCCUGAAUCUUCAAAAUCCGCAGAAAAUAGACAAAAUUAUUCCAGAACACAUUCUCAAUCGCCUUCGCGUGCUGCGAGCAAGGGUUCCGGUCCGUCGAGUCUGACGCUGCAGCUCAGGAAACACAGCAACCCUCCCUCGACUCUGCCAUCGCGAGAGGUGUCUCCUAUGCGUAUCGAAAGCAAGUAUACCGUCGUCCCAGACUUGACGAUCUCCACCCCCACCACCACCACCACCACUGGAGGAGACACCACGCCCCGACUGCAAGCCACCGACGAUGAGCACCGCAAGAUUUCACAGCACAUUGGCCGCCUGCCCAUCCCAGACCUGUUGCCAACGGACAUUACACCACUCCUUUCCAACCAGACACUCCCAACUUACACCAUACCCCCUCGACCAGAUUCGGCAGACGCGCAUUCAACAACACGCGCGCGCCUAGAGGCUCGCCGCGCCAAAUCCCUCAACAAACGUUUCCGCCUCGCCCUGCACAGCAGUCUCGACCACGCCAAAUCCGCAACGAAACCAAACUUUUGGCUUGACCUACUUUCCCGCUCAGUGGCGGUCCUACCCGCAGUCUUUCUCGGUCUAUUGCUCAACGUACUCGAUGGCGUCUCCUAUGGCAUGAUUCUGUUCCCGGCGGGGAAAAUGUUUGAAGGAUUCGGUCCCAUGGGCGUAUCCCUCUUUUUCGUGACGGCCAUAAUUUCCCAAUUGGUCUACACAUUUGGAGGAAGUGCCUUUGCGGGGGGCAAUGGCAGUAUGAUGAUCGAAGUUGUGCCCUUUUUCAACAUUAUGGCCACCCAAAUUAUUGACAUUAUUGGGGAUGAUGACCCCGAAGGCGUAAUCGCCACCACGCUCGCUGCUUUUUCGUUUUCCGCCAUUCUUACAGGCAUCGCAUUCUUUAUUCUCGGCAAGUUCAAACUAGGCUCAUAUCUCUGUUAUUUCCCGCGGAUUAUCCUCCUUGGUGCCAUCGGAGGCAUCGGAUGGUUUCUUAUUGAAACUGGUUUCGAAGUCAGCACUGGCAUGAAUGAGGAAGAUUUUAUUAUAAUCCCAAUCGUUUUCUACAUUGUCGUUGCGGCUGGUCGAUUCGACCUCAAGCAUCUUCGAGCCACAGGAUGGCUCUUCGACGUCGGGGAUGAGCAUGUGCCAUGGUGGAAGAUUUAUACCUACUGGGAUCUUCGACGAGUAAACUAUAUGGCUCUUCUGCAAAUCAUGCCCACCCAGAUGGCCCUACUCUUUUUCAAUCUUCUUCAUCCUCCUCUCAACGUACCAGCUUUGGCCGUGUCACUGGAUCAGGAAGUCGACACAGACCAUGAACUGGUCUCACAUGGAUAUUCCAACUUUCUCGCCGGUCUCUUUGGAUCGGUUCCUAAUUAUUUGGUCUACGUUAACACUGUUCUAUUCUAUCGCGUCGGAGGUGGCACAAGGCUCGCCGGUUUCCUCCUCGCAUGCGUAACCGUCAUCAUUCUGAUGGUUGGCACCGCACCUAUUGGAUAUCUACCCGUCAUGCUAGUCGGGGCACUCAUUUUUGUACUCGGUAUUGAUCUCGUUCGGGAAGCGUUAUGGGAUACACGCCAUCGUGUCAGCAAGACGGAAUAUGUUACAAUUCUCAGCAUUAUGGUCUGCAUGACGAUCUUUGACUUUGUUGUUGGUGUAUUAUUCGGCAUUGUAUUGGCUUGCUUCUUCUUUGUUGUUCAGACGUCGCAGAAUCGGAGUAUACGCGCACAAUAUACAGGCGACACCGCGAUGUCUACCGUUAGACGACCCUCCGCCCAUAGACGGUACCUGCAAGAAGUAGGCCGACAAACAGCUAUCAUCAAGCUGCAAUCAUAUCUAUUCUUUGGCACUAUCAAUCAUGUGGAGCAAACCGCCCGCGAGAUGCUCGAAGCUGGACGAUGGAAUCACAAUCCAAUCAGGUUCCUCGUUUUGGAUCUCUCACUCGUAUUUGGGGUGGAUCUCUCUGCCUCGGAAGCAUUUGUUCGGCUGCAACGCUUGUUGGCAGCCAAGAAUGUCAUCCUCGUUCUCUGUGGAUUCUCCAUGGACUCAUCAGUCGGACGUGCGCUUGCGAGCGUCGACCUAUUUGACAACGACAACGUCGAAGUCUUUGCAGAGAUCAACGAGGCUAUGGAAUGGACAGAGAAUGUCUAUCUCAAGGCUUGGUUCGACUCGAUCAAGGAAGAACAGAAGGUACCCGAGGCCAAACCAAUCGCUCUUCCUGGCCGAGCAACAAUGGCAUUCUCAAUGGGCGAAUCGUGGCAACAGUCACCGCGUAGAUUGCACAUACACGACGUUGCUGGCCGAUUAAUGCGUUCUAUUCUCCACGAGAGCGAGCCUGAAAACGAUGACAUUCCGGAACCAGCCCCCACGUUGAUGAAGACGUUCUCGGGGUAUGAGAGCGAUCUUACGCCAAUGUUCUUCGUGCCCAUUAUCCGAUACUUUGUCCGCGUUCCGGUCACCGAAGGUCAGCAGCUCUGGACGCGUGGCGACCGACCGGACGGAAUCUAUGUCGUCGAAUCUGGUGUUUUACGUGCUGCCUAUCACUGGGACAAUGCGGACGACAUCUCGGAAUCAAUGGUCUCCGGUACCUUGGCCGGUGAACUUUCUGGGCUGGCAAAUAUGCCGCGUAAUGCCACCGUUGUCGCCGAGAAGAAUAGUGUAUUGUGGAAGAUGUCAAACGAGAACUGGGCAUUGUUCAAGGAGGAGCAGCCAGGACUCGCCCACCGAUGGGUGGAGUUGAUCCUCAGAGUUGCAAAGAGCGACUAUGAUGUACUGAUUUCGGCUUGUUCUCGUCGCUAG